GACCUCAGAGAGGAUAGCCGAUGUUCCAGCAAUCCUACACACGCAAGUCUAAGAACAUUACUGCUAGACCAACCUGCUUGGUAUCUGUGCAGUUGUUCAACUUUGUCAGCAUCAGAUUUAUGUCUGCAAGAAAUUAACUUUAAAAUUAUAUGAUGGGGAAUGUGUGUACUUGUGUACUCCAAAUUAGAGUACACUUUUCUAUCGUAUUUAUGUUUCUGCACAUGCAAUCAGUAGAGAGCAUUUUUGUUGCUUGCUUGAUGUAAUUUACUGUAAUUUUAUAAUGAUAAUUAAUUUUAUGACGUGCACUGCCGUUCCUCAUGAGCUGCCUCUGGCAAAAUCAUAUUGCUGUUAUGUGUAGAAUGUAAGUUGUGCCCCAGAAGAUAAUUAGAGAUAAUGUUUGUAGAACCAGGUGGUGACUCCUGCACUAAGUGUGUAUGGAGAUGAUUUGCUGGAAGAUGGCAGCGGUGGAGGGGAUGGCAGCCAGCUGGACCUGGAGAUGGAGCAGCAGUUACUGGAGCAGAGACUGCGACAGCAACAGCGGGAAUCUGAGGAAGAUGGCCGGUGGUUGGCUGAGGAAGAAACGAAUUUGAAGAAGCGAUUGUCCAUUGCAACGAGUCUCUCGGACCGAUCUGACACAGAUUCUGUCGAUGGCUCUCCACUACAUCACGGUGGCAGUGCUGCAACCCCUCCCUUACCUUCCUCUGCCACUCCUCCUUCGACCAUCUGCCGCACCAGUUCACAGCACGACUCUUCUGAACGGGACCGUUCGUCAACACCUCUGAGCAAUGGUUCAGCUGAGGACAGGGUCAUUGUUGUCAAG
Messenger RNA from Cryptotermes secundus, 820 nucleotides. Its product is annotated as focal adhesion kinase 1-like. The transcript has 2 exons. The record is from RefSeq and is a predicted model, not a curated record. The annotation marks the transcript as partial. Lineage: Eukaryota; Metazoa; Arthropoda; Insecta; Blattodea; Kalotermitidae.